GACGUUGAGCAGUGGGAGAGUGAAAGAGUAUCAGUCAAAGAAAGAUCCAAAAGGCUGAAAGACAGGGAGAGAGAGCGAAAGAUUGUCUGAGAGAGCCUCUAUGCGCUGUCCCACCCCCUGACUGGUCUUCGCCUCCCCUACAGUCCUGAGAAGCCAGCCCCGAACAGAGAGAGAGAGAAAGAAAAAAGAAAGGAGAAGAGAGAAAAAGAGAGGGGACACACACUAGCUCAGGACUCUGGAAUUCGAAACCUUUGGAGCAACACACACACACACACACAUACACACUCAGGCACGGUCUCUGUGGUGAUUUGGAUCGUUCACAGCGGGAAUAACUCUGAGAGAUCAAGAGAGAGAGAGAGAGAGAGAGAGUGUGUGAGAGAGAGAGAGCGAGAUUCUUUCUACAUUUCUUUACUCUGGACUCUACUGCUACACCAUGGCACCUGUCACAGACAGAGAAUCACGGACCUAGGAGCGCCACAUUGCCAGGAACACACAGAUAGCAAGACAGUACAAAGGCUGCAGGAGAGCAUCCACCCCCUCUACCACGUGGAAAAAGGCAGAGGUGAAGGAGAGGAGAUGUAGAUGGCUUUACAGUAGGAGGUUCCAGUGCCACUGUGAGAAGCUUCUUCAGUCCCGUUGGAGCUGAGAGGUGUGCAGUACGACAGACGCAGAACGGGGGAACGCCACACAACGCCCCGAAGGCUGACAUCCGUUUUGGAGAGGAGAGCGACGACAACUAGCCGUCCGUUGCUACGACAACAACCAGACCCAUUUCAACCCGAGGCGUGCCAGGCUAGUGCCAACCCCAGGACACCAUGAUGAUGGCAGUGACGAUGAUGACGACGUGGGGCUCCCUGCUCCUCGUGGCCUCCCAGGUCUCAUCCAGCGGAAUCCCCAAGACCAGCGCCUCCUCUUCACCCUCCUUCUCCUCACACCCAUCCUCCUCUUCCUCAUCCUCCCCUCGCAUGAAGCUCUCCUACAAAGAGCUGCAGCAGUUCCACGGCGUGCGCCAGUUCGAGCUGGAGCGUUCGUGCUGUUUCAGCGCCCUGUUGCUGGACGAGGAGAGGGGACGGCUCUUCGUGGGCUCACGCAACUUCCUGCUGUCACUCAGCCUGGAUAACAUUGCCAAGCAGGAGCACAAGAUCUACUGGCCGGCCCCUGUGGACUGGAGGGAGGAGUGUAACUGGGCAGGAAAGGACAUCAACACAGACUGUGUGAACUACGUGAAGAUGGUCCACCACUACAACCGCACUCACCUGUACACCUGUGGAACCGGAGCCUUCCAUCCCACCUGCGCCUUCGUAGAGGUGGGACAGAAGAUGGAGGACCACGUGUUCAGGAUCGACCCGUCCAAAAUGGAGGAUGGGAAAGGGAAGAGUCCAUAUGACCCCCGUCACCCUGCAGCCUCGGUGCUGAUAGGUGACGAGCUGUAUGCGGGCGUGGCCACUGACCUCAUGGGUAGAGACUUCACCAUCUUCCGCAGUCUGGGGGGACGACCCUCCAUUCGCACCGAACAACACGACUCACGAUGGCUCAACGAGCCUAAGUUUGUGGGUUCGUUCUGGGUGCCGGAGAGUGAGAACCCAGAUGAUGAUAAGAUCUUCUUCUUCUUCCGGGAGACGGCGGUGGAGGCUCAGGGCCUGGGGAAGUCCACCUACUCCCGUAUCGGACAGCUCUGCAGGAAUGAUAUGGGUGGCCAGCGUAGUCUGGUCAACAAGUGGACCACGUUCUUGAAGACUCGUCUCAUCUGUUCUGUGCCGGGCAGUGACGGCAGUGACACGUACUUUGACGAGCUCAGGGAUGUGUUCCUGCUGCAGACCAAGGAUAGGAAGAACCCUCUGGUCUACACUGUCUUCUCUACCUCCAGCAGUGUAUUCAAGGGAUCAGCCGUGUGUAUCUACACCAUGAAUGACAUCCGCAGGGCCUUCUUGGGGCCCUUCGCCCACAAAGAGGGUCCAAACUACCAGUGGGUCCCCUUCCAGGGCAAAGUCCCCUACCCACGCCCUGGCAUGUGCCCCAGCAAGACAUUCGGCAGCUUCGAGUCCACCAAGGGUUUCCCUGACGACGUGAUCCAGUUUGCCCGUCACCACCCUCUCAUGUUUAACCCCGUGUACCCCCUGAACCGCCGGCCCGUCUUCCUGAGGACCAACGUAGACUACAGCUUCACCCAGAUCGCUGUGGACCGGGUGGGCGCCGCAGACGGGCAUUAUGAUGUCAUGUUCAUUGGCACAGACAAAGGGACGGUGCUGAAAGUGAUCUCUGUACCGAAAGAGAGCUGGAACAACAUGGAGGACCUGCUACUGGAGGAGCUAGAGGUGUUCAAGGAUGCCUCAUCCGUCAUCAACAUGCAGAUAUCCUCAAAACGGCAACAGCUGUAUGUGGGCUCAGACACGGGUCUGGCCCAGGUUCCUCUGCAUCGCUGCAGUAUCUAUGGGAAGGCCUGUGCUGAGUGCUGCCUGGCCAGAGACCCCUACUGCGCCUGGGACGGCACCUCCUGCACCCGCUACCUACCCAACACCAAACGGCGUUUCCGUCGUCAGGACGUGAGGAAUGGAGACCCCAACACCCUGUGUUCAGGAGACCACCACAAGCACCGGGUGGCAGAGAGGAGGCUGUUCGGGGUGGAAGGGAGCAGCACCUUCCUGGAGUGUAUCCCCAAAUCCCUGCAGGCCAGAGUGACCUGGACCUUCCAGAAACAACCCCACAACGCCAAGGAAGAGCCGCGCCUGGAUGACCGUGUGCUGCAGACAGAGCGGGGGCUGUUGGUGAGGAGGGUACUGAAGCGGGACGUGGGCCUCUACCAGUGCCACGCCAUGGAGCACGGCUUCACCCAGACCCUACUGGGCAUCACCCUGGAGGUAGUACCCUCCUCCUCCUCUUCCUCCCCGGCCGCCGACCCUCUCCUUCGAUUGGACCCCCGCAGCGGAGGCGGCGGCCCACCUUCCACCAAUCAGAAGCUGUGGUACCGGGACUUCAUGCAGCUUGUGGACCACCCGAACCUCAGCACCGUGGAUCAGAUCUGUGAGCAGGUGUGGGCGCGCAAGAGCGCCCAAUCGGACAAGAGCUUCCCGUCUUCUCCCGACAAACAGGCCCCGCCCAUCGGUCCUGUGGUCCGGCCCCCUAACAAGAAGUGGAAGCAUCUGCAGGACAUCCGCAAGGGGAGGAACCGCCGAACCCACGACGGGAAACCCUCCCCACGAGCACCACGCAGCGCAGGGGAGUGACAACAGAGAGAGAGGAGAGAAAGAAGGAGAGAGACUGAGGGUGGCGAGAGAGGGAAGAGAGGGAAGAGAAGGAAGAGGAAAAGAGAGAGACAGAGACUGAUAGAGACCAAGGACUUCUGGAGGGUGUCAACACAUACACAGCACCUCCUUCUUUGUGAAUAUUUAUCUUCCGACACCCCACUAGCUACUGCCCCAUGAUGCUUCACUCUGCCCUGACCCCUGACCCCCGAUUAGCUUGUACCGCCCCUUAUUAUUCCCCCUAUCUUAAUUCUCUGUCCCAGCUCUCAAUCCCUUUGGGUGUACUCUCCUGGAGAACUUCUGAUGGAGACCUCACCUCUACAGAAUAGACUGAACAGAGUCCCCAAGUUAAAAGAUGGCUCAGUGUAUGUCACUCAAUCCUCUCAACUGGAAUUACAACUGGCUCGUAACCGGAAUAUCCGAAUGGAAAAAGACACACAUACACACCACAGGAGGUUGGUGGCACCUUAAUUAGGGAGGACGGGCUCGUGGUAAUGACUGGAGUGGAAUCAGUGGAACGGUAUCAAACACAUGGUUUCCAAUUGUUUGACGCCAUUUCAUUUGCUCCGUUUCCGGCCGUGUUUAUGAGCCGUCCUCCCCUCAGCAGCCUCCUGUGAUACACGUUUACAACCCGAGAUGACAGUACCUUUGAUGACACGGACUACAAAUUGUGAGAUGGGACAAAAACAAUGGGCUCCGCAGACCUCCAAACGCACAUUGAUCAACUUAGGUACAAUCACAUUUCACGUGUUUUGCAAAGAGAGCAUCACGUGGAUGUGUGCUUUGUGACAGAUACAGUCUUUGAUAUUCUUUUUUUUUGGUCCAAACCACUACAGAUAGGAGAAAGCACUACUGUCAUUCCAGGGUAUAGAGAGAGCUGUUACAAUGAGGUGAGAUUCUGAAGCAGAGAGAGCGAGAGAGAGUGUACAGGAUCAACACAAUGGUUCCAUUGUGAUUCUAUUUUACAAAAUGGCUGACAAGGUAGAGGAAGUGGGCGAUGUUCUACCUGUAUGUUUAUGGGGUGACAAGAAAAAUGUUUUGUGUUUUAUUUAGUCAUUUAUUUAAAUGAUCUGUGUGUAUUUUCUGACUCGGAUGACUUGUGUUGUGUGCUGACACAUUUACAUGGGGGGAGAUGGUUGAGAUGGUUCAAGUGACAGGCUGCACAACAUCAAUGAUGACUUGGCCAAACAAUAGUGGGCUUUGAAUACGACGUCCCAACUUUGGGCAAAAAGCAUGAUAUUUAUAUGUAAAAAGAAAACAUCUCAAUUUUUUUUUUAUUCCAAAUGGUACAUACAUGGUUCUUUUAGGCUUAUACUGUUUGCCUAGGUAAAUGAUCAGUAGCUGUGUGUGUGCGUGCGUGCGUGCGUGCGUAAAUAAACGUCCCUCCCUCCUG
This is a messenger RNA of Oncorhynchus tshawytscha (Chinook salmon), 4635 nucleotides long. Its product is annotated as semaphorin-3B. The transcript has 19 exons. The record is from RefSeq and is a predicted model, not a curated record. Gene Ontology annotation, molecular function: semaphorin receptor binding; chemorepellent activity. Gene Ontology annotation, biological process: neural crest cell migration; axon guidance; positive regulation of cell migration. Lineage: Eukaryota; Metazoa; Chordata; Actinopteri; Salmoniformes; Salmonidae. The coding region runs from base 816 to 3224 and encodes 802 amino acids.